Rotaria sp. Silwood1 is the source of this 1462-nucleotide messenger RNA. The record is from the annotation of a GenBank genome assembly. NCBI's taxonomy places the organism in Eukaryota, Metazoa, Rotifera, Eurotatoria, Philodinida, Philodinidae.
AUGGGUGGUCAAAUAUGUAAUGUGAUUAAUCCAAUUACCGGUGCCAAUUAUUCGGAAGUAACUGAUAGUAAUCUUCUAUGCAACUUCGAUAGUAACGAAGUUGGUACCAUGAUUGUUACAAAUGAAUAUGGACGUUCAAUGGUUCGUUCAGAUCUCUAUCGAAUAUCUGCUACUGGUCAAUUUUAUAAUUUUCAAACUUAUGCAAUCGUUUCAAGUGUAUCACCAACAAUGGGUAGCAUAGAAGGUGGUACAACAUUAGUUGUCAAUGGUCAAUAUUUCAGUCAUACUACUCAAUAUCCAAUCAUAGUUCUCGUUGCUGGAGAAAUUUGCACAAUUUUAAGUGUCACUUCGACGACAAUUGAAUGUAGAACACCUGUCAAUCCAUCUAUAGGUCGCAGCCAAUAUCAAGGUGGACGAGGUCUUCAAGUGUUUUCUGAUCGAAUCAUAGUUAGUCAAAUAUCGAUGAGCAGUACAAACCCGCCAAUGCCUAGUAUAAAUGCAAAUCAAACAUGGAUUGAUGAUGCAUUAUAUGUAUCCCAAUCAUCAUCAAAUGAAACUGUAUGGAUUAUUGGAUUUGUGCGUGUUCCAACCACGGCAACCUUCUCAUUUAUUCUAAAAACUAAUGGCUAUGGAGUUUUGUUUUUAAGUUCGAAUGAUAGUCCAAUCAAUAGAACGAAAAUUGCUGAUGCCAUUACAGGAUAUAAAUCAAAUCCUAUUGUUUUGGAAAACAAUACCAAUUAUUAUCUCUUAUGUCUUGGUUCUCGAAUCGGUGGCAAUUUAAGUAUAUCAAUACAAGCAAGAAUGCAUGAAACAACAUUAACAGCAGGAACAUCAAGUUUAGUUACGAAUGAAAUUCAACGUAUCGAUAUCAACACUACGGUAACUAAUGAAAAACAGAGUCUUGUAUACACAAUGAAUUCAACAAGCAAUGGAACAGCUGAAGUCCAAACAAUUGCAGUUGACAAUUCAACUUUUCAGAUUGGUUUUUAUGGCGUCUACACGGGUGUACUCAAUGGACGACCGACAGCUUCAAUUGUCCAAACGGCUCUCAAUGAUUUACCAACUAUCUAUCCAUUGUCUGUUAGAGUACAAUCGACUAGUACACUUUACAUUAUCACAUUUCCUGUCGAAAUGGGUGAUGUGCCACUACUAAAUGUUAUUUCUACAGCAGUCAAUGAACCUAAUGUGACUGAAACAGUUCAAGGUGUUGCAUCAGGCACCAAACUAGCUUUUCAACUUGAUGGAGCAAUGACACGUUAUCUUGAUUUUGUUAACAAUAAUCUUACAGAAGCAAAUUUGACUUUAGCUAUUAAUGAACUGUUUACUAUUCGAUGUCCAGUUUCUCUCAAUAAUCCACAAGCUACACCAUCGAUUGUCUAUGUACAAGAAUUCGAAAUUGGUUGCAUCUUUGACGAGGGUGUGGGUGUGGGUGUGGGUGUGGGUGUGGGUGUGGGUGGGUGUG